Molecule: messenger RNA, 331 nt
Organism: Prorocentrum cordatum
Lineage: Eukaryota; Dinophyceae; Prorocentrales; Prorocentraceae
Source: the annotation of a GenBank genome assembly
GAAGGAGUUGAUGUGGCAGUUGGCGGAGAAGAUGAUGACGACGACCUACUUGGGGACCUUGAUCUUGGUGAAGGACUUGAAGGUCUUGGCCCUGAAGGUGGGGAUGGAGAUCGAGAUGGACAAGACUCUGGGGACUUGCAAGGGUUGCAUCUCGGUGGGCAUCUACCUGGAGGAGACCAUCAAAGUUCUAGAUAGGACGAAGGACUACUCGCACAUCGGCUACGAUUUCAGGGAGAAGUCCCACGAGCUGUUCGGCGAGGUGUCCAUCGGCGGCUGCAUGGCGAAUUGCACGUUGGGGUACGUGGGAGAUGCACGGGCGCGUGGGGAUUAG